Messenger RNA from Chenopodium quinoa (quinoa), 1698 nucleotides. RefSeq lists its product as uncharacterized. The record is from RefSeq and is a predicted model, not a curated record. NCBI's taxonomy places the organism in Eukaryota, Viridiplantae, Streptophyta, Magnoliopsida, Caryophyllales, Amaranthaceae. The coding region runs from base 1 to 1698 and encodes 565 amino acids. The transcript is spliced from 4 exons.
AUGAUUUGUGAGAGAUUGAAAGAAGUGCUCCCACAACUAAUUGAUUCUUGUCAAGGGGAUUUUGUUGCAGGGAGAUUAAUCCUUGACAACAUUCUGGUAUGUCAAGAUAUGCUAAAGGGUUACAACAAUGAAAGGAAGCCACCUAGAUGUACUAUUAAAGUGGAUCUAAGGAAAGCUUAUGACUUUGUUUGUUGGGACUUUAUUGAGGGGAUGCUGAUGGCUUUAGGUUUUCCUGGAAAGUUUGUGAAGUGGAUUAUGCAAUGUGUUAGAACUCCCUCUUUCUCUCUUAUGAUCAAUGGUGCUCUAUAUGGUUUUUUUGCUGGUAAAAAGGGGAUAAGACAAGGUGAUCCAAUGUCUCCCUUACUCUUUGUUCUUAUUAUGGAAUAUUUGACAAGAAUGUUAAGGAAAAUAUGCAAGAAGAAGGGCUUUACGUUUCAUCAAAGGUGUGAGAAACUGGCUUUAAAUCAUUUAAUUUUUGCAGAUGAUUUAAUGUUGUUCUGCUUUGGUAAUAAGAAUUUUGUUCAGUUUUUAAUCAGGGCUCUCAAGACCUUUGAAAAGAGAUCUGGGUUGCAGGUUAAUACUGAUAAGUCAGUUAUCUAUUUUGGAAAUGUUCCCACACAGAUUAAGGAUGAUAUUUUGAUGUUGUCUGGGUUUGAGACAGGUGAGAUGCCUUUCAAGUAUUUGGGUAUUCCUUUGAAUGAUAAAUAUCUGAAAGUAAAGGACUAUGAUGCUCUGAUUGAUAAGAUGAUGAGUAAACUGCACUACUGGAGCACUAGAAAUCUAUCCUAUAGUGCUAGAGCUGUUUUAGUCAAUGCAGUUCUGAUGAGCUUGCAUAUUUAUUGGGCUCAACCUAAGUUUGCUGGAGGUCUUGGGAUCAGGGGUUGUUUAGCUUGGAAUAGAGCUGCCUUGGGGAGUUAUGUUUGGAAGAUUGCAAAGAAGACUGAUUCAUUAUGGGUUAAAUGGGUGCAUGCAGUUUAUAUAAAGGAUCAAGAUUGGUGGGAUUAUGUCCCUAAGAAAGAUGCAGGAUGGGGAUGCAAGUUGUUAUGCAAAGUGAAGGAUGAGUUGAAAGAUGGGUUUAUGAGUAAUAAUUGGUUAAAUAAGAAAUAUAGAAUUGCAGAUUGUUAUAGGUGGAUACAAGCAAUGCUGGGAAGAUUGAAGACGAGAGAUAAACUGGUUCAGUUUGGUGCCUGUGCAAAUGAUAGGUGUCUGCUUUGUGGUCUGCACACUGAAAUUGUUAAUCAUCUGUUUUUUGAUUGCAUUUACAUUUACAAAUGCUUGAGCAAGAUUUGUAGCUGGAUUAAUAUUCCAGUUGUGCAGUAUAGCAUUGAUAAUGGUUGGAAGAUUUGGAAAGAUGGGUGCAAGAUUAAGACUAGGCAAAAUGUGUUGCUUGCUGUGUUGACUGCUGUGAUUUACCAGAUUUGGUUUGCCAAAAAUCAUGCUUUCUGGGAGAAAGCUAUUAUUCACCCAGACAGGAUUGUUCAGGCAAUUAAGAUUGAAGUCUUGGGCAGAUGCCAGCAAAUGAUUAGUAGUAAACGGUCUAGGAAUGAUUGUAAAUGGUUGUAUAGCCUCAGAUUGUUGUUCCUUCCCUGGCUCCCUGUGUUCUUCCUAGAAGAUUAUAGGGUUUCAAGGUUGGAUAGGUGUUCUGGUUUCUUUGGUGAACCCUACCUAGAAGGUGGCACCUUGGGAACUAGAACCUAG